Molecule: messenger RNA, 1492 nt
Organism: Megalops cyprinoides (Indo-Pacific tarpon)
Lineage: Eukaryota; Metazoa; Chordata; Actinopteri; Elopiformes; Megalopidae
Gene: spock3
Product: SPARC (osteonectin), cwcv and kazal like domains proteoglycan 3
Exons: 12
Coding region: 131-1354 (407 amino acids)
Molecular function (GO): calcium ion binding; protein binding
Source: RefSeq, a predicted model, not a curated record
UUGCGCUCAGUGCGGAGAGCGGAGCGGAGGACCGACUGCCAGGCAGCGAAGCUGAAGUGCUGUUAGUCGCAGCUGAGAGAUAGCAGCAGAAAGGCAGAUAGGAUUGUCAUCUUCAUGCAACUGCGUUGAGAUGACUCGGAAGAUGCUGAAUGCAGCUUUGUUGUGCGUCUGUGCAGUCGCCUGCUGUCAGGUUCUCCCGGCAGCAGCCAGAUCGGACGGCGGCAAUUUUCUGGAUGAUAAAUGGCUCACCGGACGCUGGGAUAAAUUUCGAGACGAGGUGGAGGAGCCUGGAACCUGGAAUCCUGGCAAGCCUUUUGAUCAAGCUCUGGACCCUGCCAAAGACCCAUGCCAGAAGGUUAAAUGCAGCCAUCACAAGGUCUGUGUGGCACAGGGCCACCAAACAGCAAGUUGCGUCAGUCAAAGGCGGAUGAGUUUUAAAGUCGGCCUCUCUCAGAACCCAAUAUCUUCAAAAUGCAAGCCAUGCCCAGUUGUCCAUCCUGACCCUGUGUGUGGAACUGACGGACAUACCUACUCCUCAAAGUGCAAACUGGAGUACCAGGCCUGUGUAUCGGGGAAGCAGAUAUCGGUAAAGUGUACGGGCCAAUGUCCCUGCCCCUCCAGCAAGUCAAGGAACAGAGUGGAGAAGAAAGUUUGCAGCGAUGUGGAGCUCAGGGAGGUGGUGAACCGAUUAAGGGACUGGUUUAAAGUGCUUCAUGAAAACGGAGACCAGAACAAAAAAGCAAAGAUUCAAAGGCCGGAUCGAAGCCGGUUUGACACUAGUAUUUUGCCCAUAUGUAAGGACUCACUGGGCUGGAUGUUCAACAGACUGGACACAAACUACGACCUCCUUCUGGAUCAGUCCGAGCUCCGUAGCCUCUAUCUGGACAAGAAUGAGCGCUGCACCAGGUCAUUCCUCUCCUCCUGCGACACGUACAGCGACGGGGUCAUCUCCAACAACGAGUGGUGCUCCUGCUUUCAGAGACAGCAGGAUCCCCCUUGUCGGUCUGAGCUGGCCAGCAUUAGCAAACAGCAUUCUGGAAAGAAACUCCUGGGGCUGUAUGUCCCAUCCUGUGAUGAAGAUGGAUAUUACAAGUCUCAUCAGUGUCACGGGAGCAGCGGCCAGUGCUGGUGUGUCGAUAGAUAUGGAAAUGAGGUUGCCGGGUCACGGACUCAUGGGCCAACAGACUGCGGUGUCGAAUUGGAGUCCUCUGGUGAUUUUGGCAGUGGAGAUUUAUACAAACUCUCUGAUGACGAGGACGAUGAAUCUGAGGUUUUCAAUGACGAAGAUGAAAUGAUCGAUGACGAGGAGGAUGAUGGUGACGACGAAGACGAUGAUGACGCAUAUGUGUCCUAAUCCUCACAGUUCACAAACUUGUUUCUUGAUCAAAUUGCACGUUUCUAGGUGACAACCCGGGCAGAUUACUCACCAUAAUAGCAGCUGAAGGAUUUAUAUUCAGUGUGUACAAUUUGUAUAAGCAAAUUACAAAUUUUC